GGCGUCGAUGGCUUUGCAGGUACAAUUCGAACCGCAGUUUGUUGCUCGCGAUUGGCCAGAAGUGUUGCAAUUUGCUUUCGCCCAGAACCCAGAACUUAGGACGUUAUGGCUCUAGUGCUCAGAUACGUUCAUCAAGGCUUCCAGUACUAUCACGAAACUCAAGAUCCACGAACAACGGACUUGUUUAUAAUAAAUCCUCCAUGGCUGCCAGUUGCACUCGUUGGUGGAUACCUCUACUUUGUCCUUAAUUUGGGACCAAAGCUUAUGAAGGAUCGGAAACCGUUCAACCUUCGAACGCUUCUCCUCGUUUACAACGUUUUACAGGUUGCAGCGAAUGUUUAUUUGGCUUGUUAUGGCACACAUAUUUUGCUUUCAAAAGGUUGGACCUGGUCUUGUCAGCCAUUUGAUAAGUCUACCAGUAAAUUAGCUAUGCGUGAGGUUCAGCUGGCGUACUGCUACAUCUUGCUCAAGUUGGCCGAUUUGUUCGACACGGUUUUCUUCGUGCUGCGCAAAAAGCAAAGCCACGUGUCCUUUCUGCACGUGUAUCACCACGCGGUGAUGGUGCUCGUUCCGUUCAUCUUUAUGCGCAACUAUCCCACUGGACACUGCUCGAUGCUGGGACUGCUCAACACGUACGUUCACGCGGCGAUGUACUUUUACUUCUUCAUGACGGUGUACCGACCGGAACAAGUCAAGGAUGUCCGCUGGAAGAAGUACCUGACGAUGAUGCAGAUGGGACAGUUUGUGGCGCUUGCGGUGUACUUUGGACAGCCGGCCCUGCGGGGACUGGACUGUGGCAUUCCAGUCUACUGGUUCUGGUUGGGGAUGGUUCAGGCCGUGUUUAUGUUUGCGAUGUUUGCUGAUUUCUACAAGAAGGCAUAUCUGAAGCGGAAAAUUAAGUAAGGUUUUGUUCAAAUGUUACGAUUACAGAUUACCGGGAAUUCCAGAGCCCCCCCGCCUCCCACCCCCCUAUUACGA
This is a messenger RNA of Culex pipiens pallens (northern house mosquito), 978 nucleotides long. Its product is annotated as elongation of very long chain fatty acids protein AAEL008004-like. Lineage: Eukaryota; Metazoa; Arthropoda; Insecta; Diptera; Culicidae. The record is from RefSeq and is a predicted model, not a curated record. Bases 106 to 903 code for a protein of 265 amino acids. Gene Ontology annotation, cellular component: endoplasmic reticulum membrane. Gene Ontology annotation, molecular function: fatty acid elongase activity. The transcript has 4 exons. Gene Ontology annotation, biological process: sphingolipid biosynthetic process; fatty acid elongation, monounsaturated fatty acid; very long-chain fatty acid biosynthetic process.